CGGACACGACUGGACACAAGCGGAUUAUUGCUGAAGAUUCUGUUUCAAAUUUCUAAGAGAAGCAUGGCUAAGGAUAAUCUCACGGCUAUACUGUAUGGCAUCAACGAUUUGCGUUUGGAAAACACGAAUAUCGAGGAACCAGAGGACAAUGAGGUGCUCCUAGAAAUGGGAUGCGUAGGAAUCUGUGGAUCGGAUAUUCAUUAUCUUGUCCAUGGCAGAAUCGGUGAUUUUGUAUUGACAAAACCUAUGAUUAUCGGUCAUGAGUCUUCUGGAAUUGUCGCCAAACUUGGGAAAAAUGUAAAAAAUUUAAAAAUCGGCGAUCGUGUUGCCAUUGAACCUGGUGUGCCCUGUAGGAUGUGCACGUUUUGCAAAGAAGGACGUUAUAAUCUAUGCAAAGAUAUUGUAUUUUGCGCAACUCCGCCUGUGCAUGGCAGCUUAAGACGUUUCUACAAACAUGCAGCUGAUUUCUGCUUCAAAUUGCCCGAUCAUGUCAGUUUAGAGGAAGGAGCACUUUUAGAGCCAUUGUCAGUGGCAGUACACACUUGCAAACGGGGCGGGAUCGGAAUUGAUUCUAAAGUAUUAAUUCUUGGAGCUGGGCCGAUCGGUUUGGUGACAUUACUGGUAGCUAAAGCAAUGGGUGCCAGUAAAGUAGUUAUUACGGAUAUCAUGGAAAAUAGACUGAACAUAGCGAAGAAACUUGGCGCCGAUGAUACAUAUCUGGUGCAAAAGGAUAGAUCGGAGAAAGAUACAGUGGCUGAUAUUCAUGCAAUCUUUGAGGGUGAACCUAACAGGACGAUAGACGCUUCUGGCGUACAAGCCUCGAUUCGUUUAGCGAUUCUCGCGACCCAAUCCGGUGGAGUCGUGGUAUUGGUAGGAUUGGGUGCAUCAGAGGUGCAAAUUCCACUAAUGAGCGCUCUGGUAAGAGAAGUCGACAUCAGGGGUAUUUUCCGAUACGUAAACGACUACAGUGAUGCAUUGUCGCUCGUCGCAUCUGGCAAGGUAAACGUGAUGCCAUUGAUUACUCAUAAUUACAAAUUAGAAGAAACCAAGCAGGCGUUUGAAACCAGCAGAACUGGAGCAGGUGGAGCUAUAAAAGUAAUGAUCCAUUGUAAAUAGUUAAUUAAUGAAAUUCAGAAUGUCAAAUGCAAUAGCGCAAUCUUUUGCGAAGACUACUAUACUAUAAACUUUUAUCUUUCUACAUCGCAAUAUGUUAAAUUGAAAUUUUAUUAUUUAAAAGUAUAAAUGAAUUGUUUUAACGUUUGACUUAAUCGAAAUAUGGAAUUGAAAAACAUCUGAAUAUAUUUAUAACGACGUCAGGAAGAUUAGGAUUAGUAGGAUAUUUUAACACCAAAUAUCUUUCAUCGUAUUAUCAUCGUGUAUAUUUUACUGUACGAAAUGCUAAUUUACACGUGAUGAAUCUUUUGCUUGGUAGUUUAAUGAAAAGAAUACACUUCUACGACACACUUAAAUGCCGUAAAGAUCGCAUAAAUUAUAUGUACAUACGUUUCUGUUGAAUGCGUACAAUGGCUCAAAAGAACGACAGUACAUUUCGAUUAGUAUAAAUUUCGAUUAAUGAUAAUGUUCGCAUUUGUUAAUAUCUUACAAUAUUAGUAGUACAAUACAUUGACAUUGAUUAAUAUUAGUUACAUUGGAAGUGCAUUUACCAAUGUUUUCCCAAUAUAACGUCAAUAUCGGUCAUAAAAUAUUAUGUUUCAAAUUAUGUAAUUAAUAUCCAAUAUGAAAAAUUGAACAAAGAUUGUUGUCUAAUAUUGAUUCAAUAUUGGCCCAAUUGUUAAAUCAAUAUUGACUCAGUAUUGCUGCUUAGAUAAAUUGGUUAAAUAAGGUAAAGCAUUUACAAUAUUAGACCAGUAUUGGGGAUAUUACAUUGCUUCCCAAUAUUGGAUCAAUGUUUUGUGCUACUAUGAUAUUUUCCUUAAAAUAAUAACGAUAAAUAUUUGUUAUAUGAACAAUAAAGUUUUAUUUCUUUAAAUUUGAUAAAA
This is a messenger RNA of Monomorium pharaonis (pharaoh ant), 2000 nucleotides long. Its product is annotated as sorbitol dehydrogenase. The record is from RefSeq and is a predicted model, not a curated record. Gene Ontology annotation, biological process: D-sorbitol catabolic process. Bases 64 to 1116 code for a protein of 350 amino acids. Gene Ontology annotation, molecular function: L-iditol 2-dehydrogenase (NAD+) activity; zinc ion binding. The transcript has 8 exons. NCBI's taxonomy places the organism in Eukaryota, Metazoa, Arthropoda, Insecta, Hymenoptera, Formicidae.